This is a messenger RNA of Syzygium oleosum, 5823 nucleotides long. Its product is annotated as ribonucleases P/MRP protein subunit POP1-like. The record is from RefSeq and is a predicted model, not a curated record. The transcript has 10 exons. NCBI's taxonomy places the organism in Eukaryota, Viridiplantae, Streptophyta, Magnoliopsida, Myrtales, Myrtaceae. Gene Ontology annotation, cellular component: ribonuclease MRP complex; nucleolar ribonuclease P complex. Bases 976 to 3525 code for a protein of 849 amino acids. Gene Ontology annotation, biological process: tRNA 5'-leader removal.
GUCCAUCUCUCUCUCUCUCUCUAUCUCUCUCUCGCCGCCUCGCCGUCGGCUACGGCUGUCGCUGAAGCUCAAGGAGGAGUGUGCGAGCGUCUCUUUCUCUUUCUCUGUGUGUUUUCUCGUCCGUGCGAUUGCGGCCGUGCGUGCAUGCCGCCCUCUCACCUCUCUGUUUUGAUCUCUUAUCGAGCAUUGCAGGUUCGGUUAUGUGUUGAGUCCAAUCCGUCGUUAAGUUUUAGCUGCAUUUGUUUUUCCACGGUAGUCUUUGCCCUCUGAAAGCUUGUUAAUUUUAAUCGUCCAUGUGUCCCGGGGAGGGGCGGGCCGGGCGGUGCGCCGCGGGGCGCCGCCUUACUCCGCUGAGACGAGCGCCCGUCGGGCACGGGGCAAUGGCGGGGCGGUGGUUUGCCGCACGGUAUGGGGCCGGGGAGCGUGAUACCUGGCCCGCCCCCGCCCCUUGCGCUUCUCUACUUGGCUUCCCUAUUUGAGCGUGCUUCAGUGCGGUUUCUUUGCAAUUGCUUUUACUUUGUCAAUUCUAGGAGGCAGAAUUAUGUAUGAUCAUACUGCUUAUUCCCCUGUUGCUCUUACCUGCAAACCUCUCUCUCAGGAGGAUUUCCUUUUUGUCCCUCUGGAGUGCAUAACGAUGGCGAGAAUGCCGCAAAUUUAGACGCUGUUUUUUCCCUUUAUAUCGAGGUUAUUGUCGUGAAUUGGUGCAUUGUUGAGUGGCCAACUGCUGUCGGCUUUAGGAGGUUGUAGUGUGUCCGAAGUUGAGUUAACAAUAGUUUUCAGAUACAUAUACUACGUCCUCGCCAUCUGGCUGUGGCUUCUGGUGUAAUAAGUUUGAGGAUGAUUUCUUCAGUAUAAAUAAGAUGUGGGAUAUCAUUUUUUUUAGCAUUGUUUAAUUUUUACAUCAAUUGGAAGUUCAAAUCCGAAACUAUUUGACAGGAACUGAGUAACAGUGCUCUGGUUAUUUUGUGGCCGGUGAUGGGCUCUGAUGGAAGUAAAAGAUCAGUGGCUCCUCGAACUCUCAGCGUCAGAAAGUUUGCAGAAUCUAGAGCUGCUGAAGUUGAGAAUCUACACUCUGUCGUAGCGAACAGAUUGAGCAAUGAUUUUCGCUCUCGAAGGAAUAAGAGAAGGAGAACCACUGCCCAUGACAACCAACUGGCCAACAGAAGGCAUAAGAAGAAGCAAAAGGAUUCACAGGUGGCUGGUGCUGAUCCCAAUCCUACACCUCCAGGCAAAGUUCCUCGACGCGUACGGUGCAGAAAUGAGCUGAAACAAAAUCCCGAGAGUGGUUUCUGUACAUCUGGGGAUGGAACUAGUAGACUUAGAACUCAUGUUUGGUAUGCGAAGCGGUUUACUAUGACCAAGUUGUGGGGCUUUUACCUUCCUCUUGGUUUGCUGGGCAGAGGGAGGGGUUCAAGAGCUCUCUUGAAGCGGUAUAAGCAAGGAGUAGUCAUCCAUGAUGCUAGUUACCAUUUUGCUGUCCAGUUGGAGGGUCCAGAGGAUUCUUUGAUUUCGGUGUUAGAUAGAGUACUAGUUCCAUCUCCAUCUGCUCAUCCAAUGGACAUGUCUCAGUCCAUUCUUUCUGGUGUUACAUAUGGAAGGGCUAUGCUUCAUCAUGUUCAAACACCUCUUUCCAAGCCAAUUGCUCCAGUUAUGUAUAUGUGGAGACAUUUGGACCAGCAUAAUACUGGUAAAGUUCAGCAGGAUUGCGCUUUAAAUGGGGAAGGUGCACCUGAGAAUAUCGAUGGGUCUGUUCCAUUACGUCGGCUAUGGGUAUGGGUACAUGUAUCAGGCUUUACCGAAGGAUAUGAUGCUCUAAAGUGCGCAUGUCAAAAGGAGAUGGAUGAAUUGGGUAGUUUGAUCCGUUGCUCUUCGCUUGAGGGUCAUCUUACAAAGUUGGAAGUUAUGGGAUCAGGUGCUUUUAAGCUUCUUCAGAAGAUUUUACAUCCAAUAAAGCACGUUUUAGAACGACCUUUUCAGUUGAAGAAGCAUUCUUCUGUCGAGGCUAGUAAGGACAAAAAGAAGAUGGAAUAUGACUUACUUCACAAUGAGGAUGGUUUUCCUUCUCGUGCAAUUCUAUCUCUUAUGGUCAAGGACCCUCGGGAAUACAAGGAUGAAGAAGCUGUUAAUGAUUCAAAAAUAAUAGCUGUUAGCACAGUUGAUGGGGUUUUAUCACAUGCAACUGAAAAGCAGCCAUCUAUGACACAACCUUUGGACAAAGGCGGAGGUUUACUCCUAUUGUCACAGGCACAUCAUGGUUUGUGGGACGCUGCUUCAGGAAUAAGAACCCCAAUUGAAGAGAAUGUUCUUCACAUGGAGAGGCAUAAGAAGCGUAUGGAUUUCUUGUGCUUGGAUAAUUAUAAUUCCGGGAUGUCAAAUUCUUUACAUAGGUCGCAGUCUUCAAGAUCCUGCCCUUUAAUGCUUCUAAGAAAUGGGAGUGCCGAUGACCGUCUUAAAGGAUGGUCAAUCAUACUCCCCUUGAGUUGGGUGAAGGCCUUUUGGAUUCCUCUUAUUUCCAAGGGGGCUCAUGCAAUAGGUUUGAGGGAGAAGCACUGGAUUGCAAACAAUGCUUACCUGCCCUACUUUCCAUGGGAUUAUCCUGAUUGCAAUGCAUAUACAUCCCUUAUGGCAAUCGAAGCUGCUGCUUCUCAUUCAAAAGCAGAGCGCCAUCCUCCUGCAGUCAGGGCUCUAAAAGUUCCCAUUCCACCACCAUGGAGUGCUAUUUGCCCUUUUGACAAAGCAUAUACUGCUGGGGUAGAUACUCUGAUCUCCAGUGAAAGAAGAACAAGCAGCAGCAGUGCUCCAUCAAGCUUGACAAAUAGUAGCUCAGGCGUGACAUCAUCCAGACUCCAAGAUCAUACGUGUGGUUUUAGGGGUUCUGUAGUCAGGACAAACAAGGAGUUGACCUGCUUCCUUGAAGAUAACUACGGUGGUCAUUCAUUUUUAUUUCCUCACAAAAUGGCAAGCGAUAAAAGUUUCUUGAAGGCUUUGAAGGACAAGAGCAAUGUUGGCGGAUUGGCAAAUGGGAGCUCUCGAAUCAUGGCUCGUCAUGACUUAGGUUUCCUAAGGGUGAUACUGCAUGCUUUAAAGGAAGGUUUCUUCGAAGAAGGAGCAAUUGUAUGUGCACCUCGUUUCACUGAUAUAUCAUCAAGGGCUUUGAGGCUAGAAGACAAUGAAAUUGGUCUACAAAUGCCACAAUCAGCCGCAGCAUCAUACUUCAAAGAGGUUUGUCCUGGGGAAUGGGAAAUCCAAGUGCCAGAGGACCCAAUUGCUAAAGAGAGUCACCGUUGGCCUAUUGGAUUUGUCACAACGGGAUUCGUUCGGGGAAGCGAGAAGCCGACAGCAGAAGCUUUUUGCGAGGUAAACUAUCUAGCUCAUCUUAGAGAGGAGCAGUGGACUGAGAUGUCUGUGGAACGGAGGAAAAGGGAGAUAUAUGUUUUAGUCAGGAAUAUGAGGUCUUCAGCAUAUAGACUUGCUCUAGCCACUAUUGUUCUGGAACAGCGGGAAGACGAUUUAGAAUUCAUGUAAGAUGGCAGUCUCCUGUUCAAACCUGAUGACACUGGAUGAGCUGGUAAGUGUAGGACAAUUUUGAGUUCGCAUUCAGGAUAUCAUGCAGCAUUGAUCUAUGAGUUUUUGAAGUCUAUUUGUUCUGAGGACAAGGAGCUAGUGAUAAAUACGAAAACCUGGUUCUUUUGAGUUUCUCAGAUACCCGCUUCUCCUGAGGUUGUCACAAAAUUUCAAAGAAGUGUGAAAGCUAAAGGAUAACUUUAUAAGUGAGGAGAAAGCAGCAACAGUUUUGUUACAGUCUCUCUCUCUCUCUCUCUUUUGUUAAUAUUUUUUUGGUCGAACUUUUUUUUGUUAAAGUAAAUGACUUAUGACUGGAGUCAUGGAAGAGGCAAAAAAAAUGUAAAUAAUUUGAGGUUUUAUUGAAGAGUGCCAAGAUAGCAUCAUCAGUACAGCUCCAGUGUCCAGAGGAUUGUAAAACCCCAGUUUAAGCUCUCAAAUAUUGCCUCAAUCAUUAGUUGAUUUGGUUGUUCUCUUAGAUCACAAAUCUGAACACCACCAUAACAUGCUUUGCUAUGUCUAGUGCGACUAGCCGAAGCCUUAUGGUCGCCAUUCAUGGAUCGAAGACAAGUUUUAUUGGAGUCCACUGCCGACUAUAUUUAGCAGACAAUGUGGUUGACACUGAGCUCAAUGGUCUGGUUGAGUGAGACACAUGUGGAUGUAGUGUCACUUUUUUAGUCAAAACUAACAAGUUGGUAGAUAAAAUUUGAGUCUUGCCAGAGUCAGUUUUUUUAUAAGUUUGUUCCAGAAAAAGAAAAGACCCAAUGUGACCAAAAAAAAAAAAAAAGGACCCAGAGGCAGUUUUUUUCUGAGUUUGUAAUCAUAUAAUGAUGUGCUACUUGUUAUUACCAUGAUUAGUCUUCUGAAUUUUGUUAAACAUUUCUUGGAUCUAAAAAUUGCAGGACUGUUGAUUGAUUUCCAAUGGUUGUUGCUGAAACUGUUUGUCAUUUCAUGUCGUGCUAUUUCCAUCUAUCCACCAAUUCAACUACAACCCUACAUAUUCUAGCAAAAAAAUACUACAACCCUUUACGAGCACCACCAGUAUCACCUGGUGCCAUGUUAAGCACAUCUCUCCUCAAGCUGCAUUAGUCGUGUUGUCGCCAGAUCAUCUGCCUCGCUAUGACCACUUUAUAACUUCUCGUCAUCCCCCUACAAGUUCAUGCUUGUCCGAGCCAUCGAUGAAGCGGAGCAGCUCUCAGUGCCAGCACGGCAGAUGUCGCCCCAAAUCAGCCCAGUGCCAGUACAGUUCCUGCCACAUCGGCUGAGCCACCACUUUCACGUAAUGUCUCUCAGGUACAUUCUAUGCGCGACGCUUUCCCUACUGCUAUUUUGGAAUUGGGUCUCUCAAAGGUGGCUCAAUAAAUAAUUUGGCAGGAUUCAAGCAUACUUACUGAUUGUUUGAUAAGACUAUGGCAUCGAACUUUUGCUUAAACAAAAUAAAUCGGCAAAAAACUGGUCUUCGUUGCCAUUUCUUCUUCUAUUGAGACCUAUAUAAUCGUGAGCUAAUUGUAAUUAUCAUGUUCAUUCACCUAUCUUUGCGACAAAUUGUUACCAGCUCGACAUGGUGUUGAAAUAAGGCGGCGAAGGUUGCCAUUUGUGAUCCACUGCUGCUAAAUGUCCCUCAAAUCCCAAUUGGAAUAUUUUUUUUCAAAGAACUCACUUCUCAGCUGGGUUCGCAAGUUUCUGAAGUCAAGUCAAUAUAUUUCUAUAUGCUCAGCUGAUCGAGUUUAAAUAUCUCAAUGGAUGUUAUGCUGCAAAGAGGACUCAGUUUCACAGCUAAUGUUUAUAUGCGACCAACUCUUCCCUCUCUUCACACAGGAUCCGUUGGCUGAUUGGCAAGUACGAACAUCUCAACAUUGCUUGCUUCAAGGCACAUCCACCUUCUGAAGGUAAACCUAGUGCUCUGGGCAUCUGUUCUCAUGUUUGUAUCAAGCAGGCGUACUUUCCAUUUGUCUGUUAACAGAUGUACACGUUGGAAAAGCUUCAGCACUAUGUUCGGAGAUUAUGGAAAGGAAAAAGAAAAUCUAAAACGAGGACUUGAGUGUACUCUGGUUCCUUGCAAACAAUUAAACCCUAGAGAGGUUCAAGGACCAUUCUGUUUAGCAAUCUUUUAAUUGCCUAAUAAUGCGAAAAAGGUGCUGCUUCUGCAGUUAUUUGAGUUGCUUUAUUUGGUACCUUAUAGAAGGUCAAUAGACGUAUCUGAUCUAUACUCAUGGAGUUGACUCUCUUUCAAUAGUGAGAACUCAUGCCUCAGUUUUCGAC